AUGGAAAGUGAAAUAUCUAAAACUGAAUUGAAUGCUAAUUUCAUGGCCACAAACAACACAACAGAAAAAAGGCUCCACCACAAAACUCCUCCAUCAACUUUCUUCCUCUCCAUUCCCACAAUCUCCCCUUCUCUUCUUACUCGGCAAAGAACGAAAGAAAAUCAUUGUGGCAAGGCAAAUCAGAUUAUGAAUUCAUCAUCAUUUACUGCAAAUGUUACGCUAGGAACAAGAAAUGUCACCAUAUUCUGCGAACCAUUCACAAAGCUCGGAAAAUAUAGCUUGGGUGAAGAUCUUACUCACUUUCCCCUUCAACUUUUGAUGCUGCAGGUUGGUUUAGUAACUACCGUAACGAUUUUUCUGCAGUUUUUCCUCCAGCCUUUUGGACAACCCAGUUUUGUCCCACAGGUCCUGGGAGGGAUUGCAGUUGGUCCAUCGUUUUUAGCCCGCGAUGAACGUUACAAGCGGAAGUUUUUUUCACCAAGAAGUGAGAUUGUGCUUGAUGUAUGCGAAGCAAUGGGAUUCACCUUCUUUGUUUUCCUGCUCAGCGUGCGCCUGGAUUUAACAAUUCUCAAGAAAUGUGGGAAUCUUGCAGUUUUAAUAGGCUUCACCUCCUUCAUAUUUCCAUUAAUAAUAACCUUAUUCGCUGCUCACUUGUUGAGGAGAAUCGUUCAAUUAGACGAAGAAGUUCAAAAGAGUCUCACAAUUAUUGCCACCCUUGUAUCCACUACUUCUUUUCAUGUAGUUCUUCAUCUUCUCACGGAUCUCAAUCUUCUCAACUCUGAAUUAGGCCGUCUCGCUCUCUCUUCUUCGAUGAUCAGUGGCUUUGUCAGUGGGAUUUUUCUAAUAAUUACCCUUGCUUUGAAAGAUGCUUUGGAGACCAGCGCAACAUCAAUGCUCUUAAUGCAGUUAACCAAAGUUUCUAUGAUCCUAAUUAGUGUUUUCAUCCUCCGUCGAAUAAUGCUCUGGAUGAUGAGACGUACUCCUGAUGGGAAACCAUUGAAAGAAUCAUACACUAUUGCAAUCAAUAUAAUGGUUCUAGUGUUUUCUCUAUGGGGAGAAUACACAGGACAACAUUACUUCGUUGGACCAAUAAUUUUAGGCUUGGCAACACCAGAAGGCCCUCCAAUGGGAUCGAGUUUAUCAGACAAGAUUGGUUGCUUUGUCUCAGCUGUGCUCAUGCCUUGUUAUACCAUUAAUUUGGGCAGAAGGGUUGAUACAUUUCUUGUUAGCUUUCAGAAUUUUGCAGUUAUAGAGUUUCUGUUCGUUAUAUCUAGUACAGUGAAAUUUGCAGCUGUCAUGAUUCCCUCAGUACUCUAUUACAACAUGCCUUUCUUGGAUGGACUCGCCCUUGGUUUCCUCCUCAAUUGCAAAGGCUUGGUUGAUAUACAAAUUUUUGAACGAGCAAGGCAGGUCAAGGGUGUGGAUACUGAGGUUUUCAGCAUCAUCGUCUUCUCCGCCUUGUUUCAGUCGGCCAUUCUCACACCGUUGGUUAAAGCUGUGUAUGAUCCUUCAAGAAGAUAUGUGGCCUACACAAGACGCACCAUUCAACACUGCAAGAGAAACACAGAGCUUCGAAUCAUCGCCUGUAUUCACGAACAGGAAAAUGUCCCAACACUUAUCACAAUCCUUGAAGCCUCCAAUCCCACCAGAGAAAACCCAAUUGGCGUCUAUGUAUUGAACCUGGAAGGACUUGUUGGAACCGCAUUGCCUCUACUCAUACAACACAACUACGAGUCCUCUUCACAACCCCACAAACAAACCAAAACUCAUCACAUUUUCAAUGCCUUCCGACAGUAUGAGUUUCGAAACCAAGGCCUUGUCAUGGUCCAAUGCUUCACAGCCAUUGCACCUUCCACUACAAUGCACGAAGAUGUCUGCUCCAUGGCACUAGAAAAAUGUGCUUCCUUAGUUAUUAUUCCAUUUCAAACCUACGAUAGCCCCACAAUUAGAACACUAAACAAAAUGGUACUGCAAAAGGCACCUUGCUCUGUCUGUAUACUCUUCGAUCGCGGACAGUUUGGCGAAUCCAGGUCCACGUUUACCGCUCAACUAACAACAAACGUUUGCAUUAUCUACUUAGGAGGUCCCGAUGAUCACGAGACACUAGCAUUUGGUGCAAGAAUGGCAGAGCAUCCGAGUGUUAGGCUUACAGUGUUAAGGUUGGUAGCUAUUAGACCACAUUCGGGUGAUUUGUUCGAGAAAAGGCGAGAUUCAAACAUAAUCAAUGACUUCAGGAUUAGCAACAGGGAUAAUGAUAAUGUUGAGUACAGAGAGGAGAGUGUAACGGAAGGAGCGGACACGGCAAGGCUGCUGCGUUCGUGGGGUUAUAACGAUUAUGAUCUGGUCAUGGUUGGAAGGAGACAUGACAAUGAUUCGCCGUUACUGUCGGGAUUAUCAAUGUGGAGUGAGAUUGAGGAGCUUGGUGUAGUUGGAGACUUGUUAGCUUCUUCAGAUUCUCAGUGUACGGCAUCUGUACUUAUAGUCCAGCAACAAGCUUCAGUUGUACAGGAAAUGCUUCAAAGUUCAAAACAUACAGUCCGGACUCCCUGA
Tripterygium wilfordii is the source of this 2550-nucleotide messenger RNA. Its product is annotated as cation/H(+) antiporter 27. Bases 1 to 2550 code for a protein of 849 amino acids. The record is from RefSeq and is a predicted model, not a curated record. NCBI's taxonomy places the organism in Eukaryota, Viridiplantae, Streptophyta, Magnoliopsida, Celastrales, Celastraceae. Gene Ontology annotation, molecular function: antiporter activity. Gene Ontology annotation, cellular component: endomembrane system; membrane. The transcript is spliced from 4 exons. Gene Ontology annotation, biological process: proton transmembrane transport; regulation of pH.